Blastomyces dermatitidis ER-3 is the source of this 3234-nucleotide messenger RNA. RefSeq lists its product as uncharacterized. Lineage: Eukaryota; Fungi; Ascomycota; Eurotiomycetes; Onygenales; Ajellomycetaceae. The transcript has a single exon. The coding region runs from base 1374 to 2246 and encodes 290 amino acids. The record is from RefSeq and is a predicted model, not a curated record.
UUUCUGUCAAGACAAAGAAUGAUUUGCUGCAAAUUAAGCGCCGAGAUAGAAGUCGGCGUUUUCCCCAUGUUGCGUGUAGCCAGUCAACGCAAGUCGCCAGCACGAAAGGCUGCCGGUAUGGUAUCUUAGUUCAUGAUCUUGCUGCACGACAGGCAUGAUCCGUCACACUAGUCCCUUUUGCACUCACACGGUCACACCUCACAUUGUUUUCACUGCGGGCCGAUGAUGGGCCGUGGGCAUUGGAGGAAGAAAUGUACGCACCCGCCUGCAAAAUGCCAUCUCCUCUGGGGCAUGGAGAGGCGAUCGGGGUUGGCCUGAUUUAGGCUGAGGUGUGGAAUGUUUGUGAUAGACCAACUAAAUACAUCUUUUUGGCUGCUAGCAUCUUGUUGAAUUCCACAUAGCCCUCUUCCGGCGCGUGAGACGUCUUGUAAAACAAAUGAACAGGGAGGUUCAGUAUCCAAGACGAUGAAAUACCGCGCGGCAAAAACCCUAUCAUCUCACCAGGCCCAACUAAUGCAGAGUUGUUGCUCUUGGACUAAUUUGCCUUGCUACUUGAUUUUCAUGAAGAGAUGAGGAGAUACCCCAGCUGCAGCCUCGCCUGAGGGUGUGCGAGUCUUCCACAGCUGAUUUACUGUAUUGCCAGUUGUAGAACAAGGCGGCGGAUCUGGUGAUGCGUGUGUUCCCUCGACUCCUAGUCCACUACUACCAUUUCUUCUACCUAUGCAACAUCAAGCGACGGAGGUAUAGCGUAUGUGUUUGGAUCUCUGCUGCCAGGAUGUGAGUGGAUCCAAACAAUGAACUCUCGAUCCAAAUUGCUCUGUUGGGUCGAGGGCAGGGGCUAUAUAUAUGGAUAGAUUGAGAGUUAACUACAGCCUCAGCGCAGCCUGAGCCGGUUGGGACUACGGAGCCGCAUGGCAUGGCAAGACAUGAUUUUUACAGUGUAACUUUUUAUAUAUUUCUACGCAGGUACAGGUACGGUACAGACUGUACAUGUACAUGUACAGUACAUACAUUCUCUGAGGGAAUGUCUAAACUACCUAGGUACUGUACAUUACAUACAUACAUGGCCGUGCUUGCCUGGCGCUGUUGCGUGGACAAGAAACAUGGAUGAUGCCUGCCGCAAGAGUUUUCGAGAUGUAUUGAACAGCAGAAAAACUUCUGCUUGUUGAUUUCUUUGCCCACGCCCGAUCCAUCCAUGGAUGCUGCAUCCCAAGUGUGAUGAAGCAAUUCCCCCUAGUCUGCUACCCAAGCAGAGGAGGAGAGCAAGAUACGUUCGCUAUUUGAUAAUCCGUAUACUCCUUAUUUACCCAUCAACACUCUUUUGAUUGAUAUAUUUUUUCUUUUGCAAGUGCCCCAUUGACCUCCUUCGCAUCAUGGGGAAUAAAGUCUCAGCAGUCACUGGUGUCCGCUCCCCCAAUUUCUUCGAACCAGGGAACGCGGUAAACGAGGUCUGGGUUGGGGAUUUGGAGGUGGUAUCGCGGCUCCCUUUUGGCGAUUCAGAUAUGGCACAAGCUGGUUGGCCCAAAAACGACUACCCAAAAAUUCCAUGGCGUCCUUUUAUUAUCCCCCUCCGUGCUACAGUCUCUGCCGCGGUGAAAUCGAGAUCGUUAUUCUCGAUUGCCGAUCCCGCCUCGGACUGGAGUGCGUCCUUGCGCGACUCUGCGGCCACCAAACUGGUCCUGAUAUGUUGGGUUACGAUGCAAAUUCUUGCCAUUCCUGUCCUUAUGGUACCGAUUGCUCUCCAUCUUGUGCCGCGGAAUCACUUCACAGCCUAUGGUGACGAUGAAAAUGAAGUGCAAGAUCCGUCUAUUCCGUCCAAUGAUGACGCCGGAUCGCCAGACAACUCUCCACGAAGAAAGCAAGAUGCAGCAUUUGCCCGUGCUUUGUUGGGUUCUGUAUUCCAUGUAACAGGCGUACUUCUGGUUUACGGAGUUCACGAUGGCCCUGUUUUGAGUUCUAUAUUGCCCCCGAAACCCUCGCUUGAAAGCACGGAUUCUGGUAUUUCUAGUCCCCAAGAUUUUGCCAGACUAGACGCGGCCACCGUAUAUGCAGCAAUGUCAAUGGCUUUGUGUUUAAAUUCCGCUUACUCUGUCAUACGCCUAUGGUGGGGUUGUUAUAAGUUCCGACGGGAUCAUGAGAACGAAGUGAGAGAGCAUAAUGAGAAGGACGCUGCAAUGAUUUCCGCACCGCCGCCAUAUGCUGAUGGGGAUGACGAUGAUGAGGAUGUGGUAAUCGUGCUCGUGUAAAGCAUGUUCAAGAUAUCAAUUAUCAAUUAUCCCCCACCCUAAGUCCACUCGCUCGGCUCUGUCGUUUCUUACGUGCUUGACAUCUGUUUCUCCUUUUCGUACCUUUGGCGUGUGCCUAGCAGAGCAUAAGGCUAUGAUUUUGACGCCUGCUUAUUCCUUAGGCUUGACACCCAUUGGCAGUUCGGAGCAGCAGACUAGAUCCCAUAUUCUCUCACCUACGCGCUAGGGUAUCCCAACCUGCGGUUUUUUGGGACCGAUAAAUAUCGCGGAAUUUGCGUUGCCUUUGCAAUACUCUGUCUUGAAAGGAGUGCCGGGCACAACAGAAAUGAUCAUUAUGACUUUUGCCGCCUUUCCCUGCCUUCUUCGAUCAAAGCACAUAGUUCCUUUACCCUUAACCUCCCAACACACCUUUUGCCAACAUCAAAUGGUCAUCGAAUGGUCAAAUUCAUACAAACACGACCAUCGCUCAUGAGAUUCAUUUCAAAGACACCCUGGAACGCACAUACCACCCCCUGUAAGGCACAGUGUCCUAAAUCAAAUGUACAAUGACCUAAGAAAUUGCUGCUCCAAUUACCUGUUCUAGAGUGCAUAGAAUCCAUGUGAGUUUAGCCGGUCGCAGUAUCAUUCCGGUUCCAUAGAUCUCGCCAGAAUUGUUUAAAUCCAUACCGCUUGGACGGAUUCUCCUCAUGAAGCCGCACGUUUUGCGUCAGAGAUAGACUUUUAAGUAAACCGGACUCAUGGAGCCCUGGUGGAAUACUACGAGUCGAAUUGCGUAACUUCUCUGUUGCUCUCCGUUGCAGUUCGCCUGGUAGAGACGGUGCCACGUCCGCGUAGCAGGAGAGCAAUUCACGCUCGAGUUUCAGGUAGGGUUUCUGAGCAACGGGGGGAGCCAUAAGGUUGUAGGACCUUAUUAGUGCAUUGAGGUUUUUAACUGUCAGGUUAUGGUAUGCCUGUUCGAUUUUUAGGUAGUCGGCAUCUCGCAGUGGUG